AUGGAACGUUGUUCUUAUGGUUUUUACACCAAAAGGUCUGAAAUAUUAGAUAACAUAAAGAAAAAAGAACAAGAAAAAGACCAGCCGCCGACCUCCAACUUCCAACAGCAACAGUUAUCGAAGCCCACAGACAAACAAUUGCAUACUCCUGAUGUGCUGAAUCCGAAAGCCCCUGCGACACAGCAUGUUCCAGCUCAAAUCCUGUCUCCAUCACAUGGAACGGGCUCACCCGUCCAAGCAAAAGACGACUCCAAAGAUAAGACAAUAAAAGUUGCAAAUUCUACAACAAUAACAUUGAUUGAAAACGGUAAUCUCAACGGAGAGAAAGAUAAAGACAAUAAUUAUCAUAAAAACUAUUUUACUUUGGAGCCGAAGAAUGAUAAAAAAGAUGAUUGCAAUAAAAAUAGUAUAACAAUAACUAGAACUGUGCCAAAACAAUCACCAGGUACUGGCCAAUCAGAUAAGACUAAAGUUCAAUCUAAACCAAAUAAGAGGCCCCUUCAAUGUUUAGAGACACUAGCAGAAAAGGCUGGUAUAACUUUUGAAGACAAAUACGAAGCUGCAAACACACUUCUAGCGUUAGAUAAACAAAAUAACACUUUUCGAAGGCCAGAGCUAAAGCAACCCAAAACAGAACCGGAUAGUCACCAACAGUCCGAGGAGUACCGUUAUAGAAAUCAAAAAGAAGAAGAUGAUAAACUUCAGAUACAACAGCAAAUAAUUCAGCAGCAGCAGCAACAACAGCAACAGCAGUUGCAGCAAUUGCAGCAACAACAGCUGCAGCAACUGCAACAACAGCAAUUGCAACAGCUGCAGCAACAAGCGCUACAGCGACAACAUCACGCAAUUCAACAACAUAUUAAAAACCAACAGGAUCAAGAGUUGUUGCAGAAACAGUUUCAACAGCAGCAACAACAGCAACAGCAACAACAGCAGCAACAGCAACAACAGCAGCAACAACAACAGCAGCAGCAGCAGCAGCAACAACAGCAGCAGCAACAUCAACAGCAGCAGCAGCAAAAAACGGAGCUGCAGCAAGUUAGUCAGCAACAAGAGUUAUCACAGCAAAAGUUCAUGCAGCCUGUACACACGCAGCAGUUCAACGUCCCGGGCAUCGGCGAGAUCAACCUCAGCUUCUUGCCGUCGCCGCAGACCAACUUGUUCUUCGAGAAGAACCAGAAGACCGGGAUGAGCGGCGACAUAAAAUCGCAACAACUAGUAGACGGUCAAACUCAAGUAGUUCAGCAGCAGAUUAGCAUGGCCCAGCACGAACCCGCGCAGCAACACCACCAGACGGUCACCGUUGUGUCCUCCAUGCCCAACAGUAUGGCUCAACACCAAGUGCAGCAGCAGCAAGCAAGCGGCAUACAGCAGCAAGCGGGCGCCGGAAUCUCGACGAUGCCGCCCUUGCAGAGUCUGCCGCCCAACACGCAACACCCUCAGCAGAUCAGCGCCGAGUGGGGCCACAGCCGCGUGCAAGUCAUCCAACAGCCCCUCCAGAACAGCACGUACCUGCAGCAGCUUUACAACAGCCCGGGGCCGCUCAUCAUGCCCGGAAACAUUGCCCUACACCCGGGCAUCAAUUCGCAACAAAUUCAGGUGAUUGCGGCCGGCAAACCGUUCCAGGGGAACCAGCUAGCCCCGCACAUGCUAACCACUCAAGGCAAACAGGUGUUGCAAGGUCAAGCAGCUCCGUUCCCGGGCUACACCACCAUCCCGGCAAUACCGACCACGCAAAACCAGACCUUCGUGUUCAGCCCCCUGGGCGUCAUCAACUCCCAAGCGAGCAUCAUUCCCGCUCACUCGCAGCCCACGGUCUCCGGCAUCGGGCAGCAGCAGAAACCGGCGGAGAUGCACAAGGUGAUGAGCGGUGGAAAGUUGGCAGGGGGAAAAGUGGGGAGUAGCGGGGCGGCCGGUGGCCAGACGGUUCCUGUGCAGGCGCAGUGUGUCCAGGUCUCCCAGCCGGUGCUCGGCGCCCAGCAGCCGGCCCAGGCUCAGAUCAUCAGCCCGCUACAGACCGGUGGGCAGACGAUGCAGUUCGCCCCGUGGCAGAUUUCGGGCGCGCUGCCACAAGUGUGGACCGGGGGGUUGCAGGCGGGCACACUGCCAGCCGGGGGCCUGCUUGCACCUAACCCCAUAUUCAUCAGGGGGGCCCAACCGGAGACCGCGCCCUCCAUGUUCAUACAGCACUCACCGCAGAACAAUGUGCAGCACAACAAUGUGAGCGUCGCCACAGCCACUGCUGGCACUUCAACGAAGCCUCGCGCUUCCACCGAAGGGAUGUCCAAGACGACUCGUCCGCUCUCCAACAUACUGCCGUCGGGCGGGAUAAGACCAGCCUCCUCCGUCUCCACGCAAACCAACGCGAAUCAGUCACAAAGCCAGGCAAAGCACCGUGGCAAACCGGGCGUACGUUCACCAGCACCGACCACCAAGCAGGACGCGGCUAACCAGACCAACAAGAUGCAACACCAGAUCCAACAGCACAAGCAACCCGGCCAAAUGACUCAAUCAACAGUGGACAGGACAAACAACCCAUCAGCAAGAACAUGCAGCAGCAAGCCAUUCUGCAGCAGCAGGCCAUGCAGGUUACCAUUCAGCAGCAGCAGCAGCAGCAACAACAGCAGCAGCAGCAGCAACAACAACAGCAGCAACAACAGCAGCAACAGCAGCAGCAGCAGCAACAACAACAGCAACAACAACAACAGCAGCAACUGCUCCAUCAACAGCAGACUCAACAAAUGGUCCAGCAUUACCAACAACAAGGCA
Molecule: messenger RNA, 2769 nt
Organism: Iphiclides podalirius (scarce swallowtail)
Lineage: Eukaryota; Metazoa; Arthropoda; Insecta; Lepidoptera; Papilionidae
Source: the annotation of a GenBank genome assembly